This is a messenger RNA of Tachyglossus aculeatus (Australian echidna), 923 nucleotides long. It is a transcript of the gene RAB11A, whose product is annotated as RAB11A, member RAS oncogene family. NCBI's taxonomy places the organism in Eukaryota, Metazoa, Chordata, Mammalia, Monotremata, Tachyglossidae. The transcript is spliced from 5 exons. Gene Ontology annotation, biological process: neurotransmitter receptor transport, endosome to postsynaptic membrane; melanosome transport; exocytosis. Gene Ontology annotation, molecular function: GTP binding; GTPase activity. The coding region runs from base 63 to 713 and encodes 216 amino acids. The record is from RefSeq and is a predicted model, not a curated record. Gene Ontology annotation, cellular component: transport vesicle; axon; postsynaptic recycling endosome.
CUCCAUCGUCGGGCCUCCGUCGUCCGUCUCGGCGGCAGCGGUGGCAGCGGUGACCUCCCGCCAUGGGCAACCGCGACGACGAGUACGAUUAUCUCUUCAAAGUGGUCCUCAUCGGAGACUCCGGAGUGGGCAAGAGUAAUCUCCUGUCGCGAUUCACCCGCAAUGAGUUUAACCUGGAGAGCAAGAGCACGAUCGGCGUGGAGUUUGCCACCAGGAGCAUCCAGGUGGACGGGAAGACCAUCAAGGCGCAGAUCUGGGACACGGCGGGGCAGGAGCGCUACCGAGCCAUCACCUCAGCGUACUACCGCGGAGCCGUGGGGGCCCUGCUGGUGUACGACAUCGCCAAGCACCUCACGUACGAGAACGUGGAGCGGUGGCUGAAGGAGCUGCGGGACCACGCCGACAGCAACAUCGUCAUCAUGCUCGUGGGGAACAAGAGCGACUUGCGCCACCUGAGAGCCGUGCCCACGGACGAAGCCCGCGCCUUCGCAGAAAAGAAUGGUUUAUCGUUUAUUGAGACGUCGGCUUUGGACUCUACAAACGUAGAAGCUGCUUUCCAGACAAUCCUGACAGAGAUCUAUCGCAUCGUGUCGCAGAAGCAGAUGUCAGACCGGCGCGAAAACGACAUGUCUCCGAGCAACAACGUGGUCCCCAUCCACGUCCCGCCCACCACCGAGAACAAGCCCAAGGUGCAGUGCUGUCAGAACAUCUAAGGCUCUUCGGCUCUCCCCCAGAAGGCUGUUGUAUAGUCCAUCGCCCGGCUCCGAGAUUUAAAUAUAUUUGUAAUUCUUGUGAUCACCCUUUUUUUUUUUUUCCCUCCCCUCUCCCCUCCUUUUUCGGUGUGUGUCCCAUGAUCUUCCCCUCUGAAUCCCUCCAUGACCUCGGUCUUGUUGAUUUGAGUCUUAUAAAAUCACCCACCCGCC